AUGUUUUAACUCAGGAAGAGUUCAGAAAUCAAUAUUUGGUGGAAUAACCAUGAGGUUUUCAAUGAGGUUCAGUGCAGUGGUCUAUUUUUUAUCCAGAGAUGUACAUCUUCACAUAUUACAAUGUCUCCAUGUCCUGUAGGUUGGUAUAAUAAUUGUGUUAAUAAUUAAUAUAAUACCCAAUUUGCUAGUGAUGAAAACAAAUCAGACACACUGAGAAGCCAUCAGUCUUUAUAGUUUUACAGUAUUGUGUUGCCAUGGUGCAGUAACACCGGCUGGGUUCAACACUACACCAGUGAAUGUGAGUUUUUAUGGUCCUCUGUCAUACCUGCCUUCAUCCAGAAGCUGCUAAAAGCUAAACUAUAACAGUAUCACUUCUGUUGUGAGUUGAAAGAAGUCAGCUCACGUGUUCAUCUUUGUUUUCAAGAGUUAAGCCAUGUGUUUCAUCUCAGCUGCUGUAUUACUCUGACCAAGGCGGUAAUAUUUCUUUAAAUGUCUAUUUUAGUCUCAUGAAACAUUUUUGGCUGAUUUUGUGCUAUCUUUUCUGGGGUUUUUUUUUUCCCCCUCGGAACAUUUAGAGUGAAAUUUAAUCAACCCAUGCCUUAAAAAUCCACAGCAAUGUUCAUCAUUAACUUAGAAUGUUUUACUGCUGCAUCAGUGAAACUGUCUCUAAAACAGUGACAUCUGUGGUAUGCUGCAGUUUCUAUGAGGGGUGUGCCAGCGGAAAACAAAACUGAUAAGAGAGAUAACAGUGAAAUUGAUGUAGAUGUUUGAUCCAGAGCUGUGAUGGGCAGAGAGCCUACCCACAGGGUGUAUCCUGCCCUUCAUUCAUCAUGUGACUGCUGAGAUAGACCAGAGUCCCCUCGUGACCUUUCACCAAGCAGGUUUAUAUUGAACUACCGGUAGAUAAAAAAAAUCCAGGCAUGCUUAGUUUCAGUGUGCUUGCAAAUGUGACUUCAGGAUCAUCUGAAAGCAGUUUUCACCCUGAAUGGCAACAACUCCACCUGUUCUCCUCUGGCAUGCACGCUGCUCUGCUCUGGCAGCUGUGCAGAGCCUAACAAAUAGUUGAGAGAUAAGUUAGCACAGAGAGGGCUUCAUAUCACAGAUCCUCACUGGAAAUGAAUGUGGUGACUCAUAGAGGGAGAAUUAUAAACCGUUCUAGUUUGUUUGUAGUUUGCAUAGAGGCCACUGGAGGUCAGCAGUAUACCGCAGCCUUUCAAAGGUCUCAGCACUGAUGGUAUUUCAAAAGUUCACUUCUGAAGUAUGAGUUUACACGAAUAAACUAUAAGUAGAUUUUCUUUUUUUUUUUUUACUUAGACACAUUGAACUUUAUUGCACAAAAAUACUUCUUUCACCUUAUACUUUUAUGAACUUAACACAAAAUUGUCAGAAUGAAUCUUGUAGGGGAAAAUAUUUUACUUUGUGCAAAAAUGUAUUCAGUCAUCUUUCGCUGUUUUAUAUUUGGCUUUCUAUGAUUCAUACAUGAAAUCAAACAUAUACACACACACACAGCAUAAAACCAGUCGGAACCUUUGAAAGAAAUCAUUAACGAUGGUGUUCAUCUUUUCCAUAUAAAGUUCUUGAAAUGCCUGACACUUCUUCUUUUACCCUCCACUUGCUCACUUAAUAUUACCAAAUAAUAGGAUAGGGGAACAUGUCUUGGGAAAGAGCAAAGGAGCCAAGGAAGUCUGGCUGCUCAGAAGAAAAACAUGACGAAAUUGAAGAUAAUCCUGGACUUCAUAACUAUACAGUGUUUUGAGCAAACACUUUACUGAACACAGCAUCAAAACACAUUAAAGAAGGAAAUAGUUUCUUUGGUAGAGUUGAACAGAACGUGAAAUGUUUCCCAGUGUUUUUCCAGUGUUUUUCUGCUGGACCCAUCCUUCCCAUUGUUGUACACAGUUAUUUUUAACAGGGCGUCUGGUAGUCAUUUCGAUGGGGUUCUUCCUGUGACUAUGUGCUCCUAAUUACUUUUUGAAUAACUAUUUAGUUUCCCAUAUGUGUUGGUCCCCUUUAUAGAAGCUGCAGCAAGCUUUUGAUGUAUGAGUCAUUACCUCUCCUAAUUUGUAUAUUUGCAUCCAGGGCAAUAGCGACAGUUUUGAUAUUAUUUUUGCCAGACGUAGCGUAGGAAGCAUGACAACUUUUCUGCCACCUAAAUUCCUGCUUUGUAAAAGCGGACAUCUCACAGAGCUUUAAAGAAGUCUGAUCUGUAUUCAGUGAAGAUGCAGCAUCUAUUAAUCUUCCUCCUUAAAUUGAUCCGGCCGUCCUCCAGAGAAAGCCUUCAAAAGUUGAAGGAUCGGGAAACAAUGAAUGCAAAAAGCAGUAUUAUGUGGAAAGUUACUUACAUUAUAGGAGCUGUAAUCUUUUAAAGGCUUUCUACCCUAAGAGCAGGUAUCUGUGGCUGGAAGUGAUGGAGGUGAUACUAAAGAGAUGUCUCCGGUCACAGAGCAUUUCCCGGAUUUCCCCCUUCCUGGUAAUUUUUGCAGACUGCUCUUGGAUUAAAGGCAAAGGGCAAAUGUUUGGCUAAAGGACGGUAGCCCAAUGACUGAGAUUUUCUUUUCUUCAACUUUGAUCCUUUACAAAUAGAAAAAGGAUUUUGGCUUUGCUGAUUUUUGUUGUUGUAAUGCAAAGGAUUUGAUGUCCAUGGCUUACCCUGUCUUCUCAAAUGGAACUAGGAAGAAUGUUGUAAAACACUUUCUAUAAACAUUAUAUAAGAACUUUAAUAAAAAUAAGGUCCAAAACAAUGUCUCCUUUGAUUACAGCUCCUACAAUGUAAGUAACUUUCCACAUAAUACUGCUUUUUGCAUUUAUUACCAUUUCUAAUUGGGUUCUCGGAACCUUUGUAGACAACUUGAAUCAUGUUAUGCCAACGCAGUGUCUUACUCGUCUUGUUUCAGCAGCAUGAGUUAAAAACAGACAUGGUUAUCAGAUCAAGCCACACCUACUUCUUAGCUAACCCAGCAAGCCAUCACUUUUUCAGGCAGACAUGAACAGCAGAAAAUUAGUUAAUAAGAAGCAGAAAACAUUUCUGCCAGAAAUAUUUGAUCAUGCUUUUACAUCAGAUUGACUUGGAGUUGUUGCAUGUGAUUUAAAGUAAAAUAUAAAAACUUGUAGGAAGUAAUAUAUACUUCCUUUAAUGUUUUAUUUUUGUCUUAUCCGUAUACCAUUUCUUUAUUCAACAAAGUCAGUUUUUCAGCAGUAUUCAUUUGAUACCAGUUUUGACCCCCUUUCCCUCAUUUGGCUUAUAUACAAAGAUAUCAUUGAGUCUUCUUGCUGAGACUAUAUUUCCAAAGGUUCUUACAAUUCAUGUUGAGAGCCGGGUUGAGGUAAAACCAUUAUAGAGGCUUAAUGUUCGCCAGCCUUGUUUGAAUGUUUGAUUUGCUUUUCUUUCAAGCACACAGCAGUUCCCUUGGGUUUCUUGAGCUGUGUUGAUCUGUAAAACCUAAAAGUAAUCCUUGCUCUGCUGUAAUAAGAAAUUGUUUCUGUUGAAAGAUGAAGAAAGUGUUACCUGAAAAUUGCAUCCUUACCUUAAAAAUAAAAUUUCAUUAUAGGCCUCACCAUGUUUGCAGAGCUCAAUUAAUUUUGGGAGCAUGACUCAGUUGCUUCGGGGGGGCGGCUGCUGCUGCAGUUGAGGCAAGUUUUAAAGGACUCAGAGUGUAUUAAAGCAGUAGGACUUCCAUCAUCUGGCAUUUACCGAGCACAACUUAGCCUUAGAAAAUGAAUUGAGGACAGAGACAUUGAUAACACCUAAUUUUUUUUAGGUGCUCACAGAGCUCUAUGUUUUUACCACCAAAAAGCGUUCAGAAGAGAGAGAUUUCGGUUAAAGUUUUAAAAACCUGCACAAAGUUACACUGAGGUUUGUGUCUAGCAUUUUCUUUGUGUUACUUCAUUGUCUGGCCUUCUAGGAAGCUUCUGUCAAAUAAUCUAUAUCCUAUUAUUCUAGCAUGCCAAUCCUUUGUGAGAACUCAUCACGUUGUUAUGAUACUGUAAACAUCAUAUCAUCUCAUAUUGGUUCCUAAGUAAAGGAGUAGCUGAGAAAAGCAUAGAGGUGAGUCAUAAUCUUGGAUGUAUAAGUAUUCAGAAAGAGACAAAAGGUGAAGCAUAUGGCUGCACAGAUGGUUAGAGUUAGAUUAGAGCAAGGUCUUUAUGUUAAAAGCUUCCAUUAAAUCAACAACUUAUUAAAUGGCUUUAGAAGUGUCUGAAAAUACAACAUACAAAGGAAUAAAAAUGUUUUUCUUUCGUGUUAGAUGCAAAUAAGGGGCCUGAUUCUUGCUUGCUUUCUUCUUAAUAAAAGGUUAUAUGCAGCCCAGUUGUAUAUGUUUCGGUGCAAACAUAUUCAUACACCUUUAAACUUUUCAAUUUUUUCAUGCUACAACCAUAAAGUUCAAUGUAUUUAUGUCAUAGACGUAGCAACACAAGCUAGUAGUGCAAGUCUCUAGCUGUGCAAAGGUGGUUUGGUUUAAACCCAAAUGAUUUAGACUAGUGAUUGGAAAGAAAGGUUCCAAUUCAAUGUGGCUUAGCACAAAAGCACAAAACAUUUUUUAGAUUAAUAUUUUUUCACUAUUUCCAGACACUGCAAGUGAUUUCAAUAGGAUGUGAAAUCUGAGGAUGAAGUGAAUAGACAUUUAAAUUGCUUUCUUUAGAUGCUUUCAAACAAAAUUGAACAAAUCAACUUUUUUUUCUAUCUUCUGUCUUGCUGUCUACAGGCAAACCCAUCGAUUUAUUUGGUAUCUAGUUCAGGGUCAAAGAAACGACAAGAGGAAGGGCAUACACUCGAGAGAAUAGGGAAAACACAAAAACACAUGAGAAACACACCCUUGGAGGUGCUUGGACAGAAGGAAAGGAGGUGGAAAAAGUGUUAAACAGUGAAGAGUCACUCCCAAGAUCUUCUUUCUGUCAGACACCACACCCCCAUGCUACCUCAGUGGUAUAUCUAUAUCAUGAGAUAUACUGAUCAAAAUCUCAAUGAAAGUUAUGGCUUUUUGGAACUUUUCUAAAUGUUCAGAAAGUUUUUAGUUCAGGAUUGCUUCAUAGGAAAAACCCCCAAAAACUUAUAAAGUCAUAUAAAGUUUUUAUAUGACUUUAAAUGGAGAACUGGACAAAGAUGUAGACCAUCUGUGCUUUUCUGAGGUGGAGGACUUUCACUUCCAAAUUAUCCCCUGAAGUGUGUUAAAGAGUUGCAGCACUGAGCUGUAUCAGUCUGUGCCACUGACUUUAGCAGAUACUGUAAUGCCUUAAGUACGGGUUAUCAGAGACCGCGCAGGAGAAAGAUUAAGGGCAGGCUGCCUCCGCAACUCUGUCCCACAGCAAAAUUUCAGACAAAAUGAGGACGAUUGUGUUUUGGCUGAUGGAUGUGCACUGUGCAUUUUUAUUGUGAAAGAAACGAAGACCAAAUGAUUUUUUUCAGACAGUUUCAUAAACUGAGAGUCAUAAAAAUGUAGACUAAAACCCUCGGAUUCAUUACUAUCAGUCAGCGUUAAAACAAAGAGCAAGACUCAGUCAGGAAAGUUAUAUGCACAGAUUACAUGACAAAGAUAUUCUUCAGUAAUUCUAUAAAAAAAGAUUAUUUGACUCUAGGACAGUAAAACAUUUCAAAAUCUCAAUGCGCAUUGAAAAAGAAUCAAUGUAGACACUUCUACAAUUAUCCAAUCUUGACUUUCAUUCUUCUUAGAAAAGAUGAAAGCAAGAACAAAAAAGCUGCUGUGUUGCAUUAGCAUUAUUCUUUACACACUCAAGCACAUAUUGUACUCCAGCUUCAUAUUAUGUUCAAUGUGUUGACAUACGGUAAUUCUGUUCCUUUGUUGAUUUCAAAAUGUUCCAGUAGCAAUGCAUUACGUGAAGUAGAAAAGUAUAUAUAUAUAUAUAUAUAUAUAUGACAGAAAGGUUUUUAUAUGACUUUAAAUGGAGAACUGGACAAAACCUCCCCCAAAAAUCACUGUUACCACGAUUAUGUGCAAUCACAUCUGCUCAACAUCCACUGGUACCAAACUGUGAUUUGUUUAAUGAAAGAAAACUUUGCCAAAGUUUAUCUACAAACUCCAGUGUAUGUACGCAACUCACAUUUAUCUCCACAGAUGUUCCUUUCGCCUCAUCUGAAGUUGCCCACUCCAUUAGGCUUUCUGGAGAAAGAUCGUGUUUUCAUCAGCUAUAAGUCAUCAAAUUUCAGCCUCUCCAUCUGUCGCUAUGCUACAUAAGAAAUCUUACAUCAAUUUCUUUCUUUAAUAUAAAACACAGAAAUAAAUUGUCAGUGUCCAAAUGGUGUGCUAUUUUAUUUUGUGACAGAAGACAAACAGGACUUGGCACCAGUUAUGCCGAUCUCGCUGAGCUUUUCUAUAAAUCCUAGAGAAAUCCUAGACGGGACUAAAUGAUGCUACUGAUGCUGUGCAUGCAAAAUAAUAAUAAUAAAAAAGCCCAAUCCACCAAUGGUGAUCUAAAACUGCAAGUCUUCAUCUUUACUGGACAAACAAACGUCUUGUUGGUUUGAUUUGAAAUCAUCGUCCAGGCAACAAUUAUGGCCACCAAAGAGAAGUUUGAACGGCUUAUUGAUGAAGGUGAAUGAAUGAAAGGCUCUUCCAGGAACACAGGAGAAAUCCAGGACAGCACUGAGUGGGGGAGGCAUGUUGCAAGUAUAAAAAGUAGAAUAUGGUUGAGAGAUUAUGUAAAUUAUGGAUGACACAGUUGGGUUGCUGUUUGAGAGUGCUGGAGUUCUAAGGGGGCAAAGGUGAUUAUACCCACAGAGGCUGAGAUCCACAGGUGGUGCUUGUGUGUAAUGAUUUCUUCGUUCUUUCUUCCAGGAGGAGAUGUGAGAGGCAGUGGAGCACUGGAAGGUGGACAGGCCAGCAAGUAAUGGUGGAUUAUUGGUGGGGGGUCCUGACAGAAAGAAGCAGAGGAACAGGCAAGAAGAUUCACAGAGAUAGAGUAACCAAAAAUUGAAAUCAAGUAAGAGCAGCUCUCCAUGACAAGUAUAGGUAUAUUGAGUACUGCUGAUGUAUGGAAAGCAUAGAAAAAAAACUUUUUAGCAGCCUUUGCUCUAGUAGAAAAGAUUGGGAGAAAGGAGAAAGGAAAGACAUGCAGCAAGUGGUCCGAGACCAGGAAUUGAACCCACAACUGCAUCGACCACUCAUACAUGUUUAUAAAUGUCAAUAUUUCUAUAUUUCGACAUGCAAAUAUGACCAUUCGAUUACAUUUUCAUGUGUCAUUACUUUCCUGCCAAACCAAGUGCCUCUCUGACUAAAAACCAUCUGGCUUAAGUCUGUUGACCUGACAGGCUUUUGACCAAAAUAAACUGGCCCUGCAGCUGAAACUGUGUAUUGAUUGUUAACUUGUCUUCUGGAAGAGGGUGGAGGCCUCCAUCGAGGAGCACGUGCACUGCAAAAAGAAAAAAAUCAAUGCACCGAGGCAUAAAAAAAACAAAGGAAACAGAACAUCAGAUAUGAGUACAUGGCUCCUUCACAGACAUUUUGCUGAGCUGUAGGAGUUCCCCAUUAAAAUCCAAAGAAUUUGAACUAAAAAGUAAUAUUUGUUUUUCUUUCAAGCAAUUCAGGCACACGAGAAAGUUAAAAACACGAUAAAAGUUUCUGCAAUCAAGCGCACCUUCUACUGACAUUAUAUAACUACGUGUGCUUCUGUCCACCUCUUCUUACCUCUGUGCAUGUCAGAGAAAGAGAGAGAGCGACAGAGAGAAAAAAAAGACAGGGGGGCAGGGUAGAUUUCUAUUUAAAAGCCAGUGAAAUUUCAGCAGUAGCUACUAAAUUGUCUGAAAAAUGCCUUGUCGUGAUAACCUUCGAUUCUCUGACAUAUUUAUCAGCAUUAGAUGAUAUUUAGGCGGGGGUUGGCUCCCUUGUGGCUCCUAAUCAGCACCAAGGACAGCACCAAGUUGCGCCGGAGCGCUGCGUCAGAUCACGUUAGAAAACCUCAGAGCAACAACACAAGCUGAUCCUCAUAACAAGCUCCACAAUCUGACAAGAAGCUCUUAUUUAUUUUCAUCUAUUUGUUUGUAAUUUCAUCAUUUUAGAGUUUAGAUAUGUUGCCAGCAUGACGCUCAUGCCGAGGACUUUAUUGUUUCCCAAGUCACGAAGUUGGAUCAGAGAAUGACUUUACUGAAGAUUUUCGGGAAUAAAAAAUUAAAAUGUCUGGAGAAUUGACGGACAUCAACGAUGAAGGCUCGGUCGGGACUGCUCACGCUGCCUCCGCCAACUUCAGCUGCGUUUUCAAUACUUCAAACUGCUCGCACGCAGACUUUCACAUGUCGGACUUCACUAAAACCGAUUUCGUCGGAGACGGCGCCGCUUUUGUCAGGAUUACAAUCUCUGUGAUCUACUCUCUGGUUUGCGCGCUGGGUCUGGUCGGGAACUUACUGGUUUUGUACCUGAUGAAGUCCAAACAGGUGUGGAAGAAAUCCUCCAUCAACCUGUUCGUAACUAGUUUGGCGGUGACUGACUUCCAGUUCGUUCUGACUUUGCCUUUCUGGGCCGUGGAGAACGCGCUGGACUUCACCUGGCCCUUCGGCAAAGCCAUGUGUAAGAUAGUUUCCUACGUAACGGCAAUGAACAUGUACGCCAGCGUGUUUUUCCUCACGGCCAUGAGUGUGGCGAGGUAUUGCUCCCUCGCCUCGGCGCUAAAAGGCAGGCGGCGGCGCACACACUGCUGCUCCGCGCGGUGCGUCUCAGUCUUCAUCUGGUUCGCCGCCGUCUCCGCCGCCCUACCGCACGCGGUUUACUCCACCACCGCCACCGUAUCCAACGAGGACCUGUGCCUGGUGAAAUUCCCGGAGACUAACGGGUCAGCGCAAUUUUGGCUCGGACUCUAUCACUCCCAGAAAGUGCUGGUGGGCUUCCUGGUGCCUCUGGGAGUCAUCUCGGCGUGCUACCUGCUGCUUUUGCGCUUCAUCACCUCCAAGAACAUUAACACCUCCAGCGCGAAGCGACGCGCCAAGGUCACGAGGUCGGUCACCAUCGUGGUUUUAUCCUUUUUCCUCUGCUGGCUGCCCAACCAGGCGCUCACAGCCUGGGGCAUCCUCAUAAAACUUAACGCGGUUCACUUCACUUAUGAGUACUACACCAUGCAGGUGUACGUCUUCCCCGUGUCGGUCUGCCUGGCGCACUCCAACAGCUGCCUGAACCCCAUCCUGUACUGUCUGAUGCGACGAGAGUUCAGAAAGGCGCUCAAAAACCUUUUCUGGCGCAUGACCUCUCCGACUGUAACCACCAUCAGACCGAUCACAGCCACCACGAAGCCAGAGAUGGAUGAGCAGGGACACCCACUGAUGCCGGGCAACGCGCCACCGGUGCCCGACAUGGUGUUCUUUCCUCCGGGGGCGGUGAUUUACAAUGACCGGCGUGACCUGCCGCAAAACAGCACAUAGUCUAACCACGCCAGGGAUAGUUUAAGUUACGCGGGAAGCUGAUGAAAUGUAUGUAGUUACUGCAAAGCCAAAAUGUUCCACUAAAAAGGCGAGACAGCUAUAGGGUCAGUUUUGGAUACUGGUCAAAUGGCUCACCACCCUGGGGGUGCAAACCGUUUGGGGGCAGUAAAAUUAACUUUUGAGGAAGUUAAUUUCCUCAAAAGGAGUAUGUACAGUAUGUGAUGCUUGUGAGCACAUACAUACUCACAAGCAUUACAGUUAAUAAAUCAAUGCUUUUAUGAAGAGGACUAUAUCUCAAAAUAUAAUUUCAAAAGUCUCUGUUCUCCGUAGAACUUUUAUCAUUCUAUGUGUCUUAGAUUUGAACAAGAGGAAUGAACAGCAUGUCAUAUACUACGAUAAGGGUAUUAUGUGUUUUAUUGUUUAAUGUUUGUUUGUUUUGAUAUUUUAAAAAGUAAAAAGACUUUAAAGAUAUCUGGUCUCCCUUCCUACAUCUUGUCAAACACUGUAACAUGUAAACUUCAUUUUUUUUGUUUUUGUGCAGAUAGAGUGAGCCCUGUGUGUUUCUUAAUUUUCAUCUAUUUUUUUUUCUUUUCAUGUUUUUUUUGUAUGUCUGUAUAGCAGAACAUUCUAAUAAAAAUAUUUGGGGGAAAAAAGUAAAAAAGAAAAAAAAAGAAUUAAAUGUGAAAGUAAAAUGCAUCAUCAGCAUGUGGCAGAAUUGCUUUCACUUUUCCUAUUGACAUUUAUUAUUGAACACUACUAUGUAAAAAUUAAUCAACUGAUUGUCACAAUCUGAGGAUGAAGGAAGCCAUGGCGGAGGACUGGUAUUAAGUCAAAGAGGAAGAAGAAAAAAACAUGGAUGGCCUUUCAAAAGGUGCAAGGCAAUUUCCUCUGAACAGUACCAUUGAAAGAUCCAGUAAUGUGUUCUUCUUUACAGGAAAAUAAGGUAGCAGGUUAAAAACAAAAUCUGAAAUUAAAAAGCAUAAACUCAAAACCAUUUAGUGCCUGAAAGAAAACUGCCAAGACUUUCAAAUCUAUUCUUUAGUAAAUGGAGAGGCAAUGCGGUGAUUUAAGGUCUGCUGUACAUGUUCAUCUCAGUAAAUUAAAACAGGCAUUCCUAUAUGAAGCUCGUUUGUCAAAUUAAAAGUACGUUUUGGAAAAUAAAUUGGUCUCAUACUUUUCAUUUAGUCAAUGUUUCUGUAAUAAAAAAUGUUUUUUUUUUUAUUGGUUGGAUGUAAUAUUCGAAUCUUGUAAGAAAUUAAAUGUGUUUUCAUAACC
This is a messenger RNA of Xiphophorus hellerii (green swordtail), 10636 nucleotides long. RefSeq names its product relaxin family peptide receptor 3 (gene rxfp3). The transcript has a single exon. Gene Ontology annotation, cellular component: membrane; external side of plasma membrane. Bases 8126 to 9361 code for a protein of 411 amino acids. Gene Ontology annotation, biological process: calcium-mediated signaling; positive regulation of cytosolic calcium ion concentration; G protein-coupled receptor signaling pathway. The record is from RefSeq and is a predicted model, not a curated record. NCBI's taxonomy places the organism in Eukaryota, Metazoa, Chordata, Actinopteri, Cyprinodontiformes, Poeciliidae. Gene Ontology annotation, molecular function: C-C chemokine receptor activity; C-C chemokine binding.